Molecule: messenger RNA, 1257 nt
Organism: Daphnia magna
Lineage: Eukaryota; Metazoa; Arthropoda; Branchiopoda; Diplostraca; Daphniidae
Gene: M6
Product: neuronal membrane glycoprotein M6-a
Exons: 5
Coding region: 308-1036 (242 amino acids)
Biological process (GO): neuron projection development
Cellular component (GO): plasma membrane
Source: RefSeq, a predicted model, not a curated record
GGUUCCAGUCGGCUGCAUUAAAUCCCUUCCCCCUCGAUGCCCUAACUUUGAUUUCAACUUCCGGACGCAUCUUUUUUUUCCUCUACGCGCUCGUGACCGCAGAGCAUUAAUUAGAAAAGGUACCUGAAACCAAAAGAGUAGUCGAAAGUUUUUCUUUGUCCCCUGAGGGACUCACGACGUACAUGCACUUGUGCUUUUGUUGAGAGUCAUCGUGUUUGACAGGAGGUAUUGCCCGCAUCGCUCCUGCUUGGGUGUGUUCUUACAGCUGCUCUUGUUUCAGUCGAGUUAAGCUACACGUCUGAGUAAGAUGGGUUCUUGUAGAGAUUGCCUGACACGCAUCCCAUAUGCAACAUUUAUUGCUACCGUUCUGUGUUUUAUUGGCAUUGGAGUAUUCUGUGGCACUGUUUACAGAGGAGCAACACUAGCUAAUUUGAUUCUGCUAGACGUUUUUCAUGUACAAGUUGAAUGGAUUGGUAUUAUGAGGCUCUUACUCAUUAUUUUGGGUGGAAUUAUGGCUUGUUUAGCACUUAUCAUGCUAGUUGUGGGGUGCCUGGCCACAGGCAGUACUCGUCACACUGUUUACAGAGCCUGGAAGGCACGAGUAGGUGGAAGACUGUCCUGCGCAAUAUUCCUUGGAAUGUCCUAUAUUUUGUUUUAUGUCUGGGUUGGUAUCUUAGUGUGUCUAACUAUGGUCACUUUGAUAUUCACCUUGUUCUGGGGGCUCUGCGUUGACAACCAACGCCGCCAUGAUCGUCCAUGCAUUUCUUUUGUCCAGUUCGACUGGCUUUUCCCGAACGGUACGACCGUCGACGAUUUGCAAGUUUGCGGGCCGGAGGAACUAAAACUAUUUUGUAAGGACUACGUUGAGGUUGCCGAAGUAUCUUUCAUUCUGUCCACGGUCGCCUCUUUCGUGGUUGCCCUUGCUCUUGUCCAUUAUUUGAUGUGUCUUGCAUCCAACUAUGCAUACAUACGCGACCAGGAGAAGAUAUCUGAUCUACAGGAAAUGCAGUACCUCCACGAAUCAAUUAUGAAGUAGAUAAACGUCAAAGUAGAUUUUUAGUCGUUUACAGUAGACUAGAGAGGAAUCGUGCCUCUACGUUCAUUCCAACGGACAAUUGAAUUUUUUUAGAUUUCCGACUCCUUUCAGAAAUUCUUUUUGCCGUCCAAGGUUGACUCGAUUCUAUUUACAAUUUCAAUGACACAAACGAAUUGCCUUUUUGCCUGCUCUUACAAAACAAUAUACUUCUUUUUAUUACA